AUGAAGCUCAACAUUCCUUUGAUCAUCUCCUGUGCAACUCUCUUACCCUUCUUGGUUGAAGGCGCCAAAAGUGGCAAAGCUCCCAAAGUCAAAAAGAAUCCCAAAAACAUUGUUGCAAUUGCAGACUUCCCCUUCGGUUUUGAUAAGGGCGUCAGAGGCAAUGUUGUGUUCAGUUCCAAGGAUGGAAAGGAAGUCAACGUUCAUGUCGAUAUGACGGGAUUACCAGAAAGUGGAGGACCGUUCUACUACCACAUUCAUGAAAAGUCAGUUCCUGGUGACGGCAACUGUGACGCUGUUGGGCUUCAUUUCAAUCCUUAUGGAGCUCCUCCUGAUUGUGAGAACCAAAAGGAUGAUUCCUAUUGUCAAGUGGGUGACUUGUCGGGAAAGCACGGAUGGAUUGACACCACUUGUUUUGAAACCAAGUACACAGACCCAUUCCUCUCUUUAAAUAAGAAGUCAAAGGCUUACAUCGUUGGAAGGUCUCUUGUGUUCCAUUUCGCAAAUAUGACAAAGUUUGCUUGUGCUGAUAUUGAGUUGGCCAGUAACUUGAGGUUGAACAGUUUGAUCGAAGAAUAUAGCUUAGAUGAAGAUCUCGAUUUUCAACUGGAAGUUGCAGAAGGAUACCUGUUUGACGAAGAAGAUGCCCUUAGUGCUGAAAUCUUUGAAGCCGAAGCAGAGCAGCAAGAUACUGAGGAUUUAUUUCCAAGAAAAGAACUUAUCGCCUCC
Molecule: messenger RNA, 726 nt
Organism: Scheffersomyces stipitis CBS 6054
Lineage: Eukaryota; Fungi; Ascomycota; Pichiomycetes; Serinales; Debaryomycetaceae
Gene: SOD6
Product: Sod6p
Exons: 1
Biological process (GO): superoxide metabolic process
Molecular function (GO): metal ion binding
Source: RefSeq, a predicted model, not a curated record